This is a messenger RNA of Stylophora pistillata, 3798 nucleotides long. Its product is annotated as mitogen-activated protein kinase kinase kinase 12. Gene Ontology annotation, cellular component: cytoplasm. Lineage: Eukaryota; Metazoa; Cnidaria; Anthozoa; Scleractinia; Pocilloporidae. Gene Ontology annotation, molecular function: protein serine/threonine kinase activity; ATP binding. The record is from RefSeq and is a predicted model, not a curated record. Gene Ontology annotation, biological process: protein phosphorylation.
AUUUAUAAACAUUAACUCUAUACUCCAAGAUCUGCUGCCUCUUUGACGUUGAUAUGAGACACUUUCUUUGUGCGGAGCUCUGAUCUCGAAAACGAAACAUCGGAAGCUUUAAAUUGUUCACACCGAAGAUUAAAUAUGCUUUUUGUCGGGUAGAAAAUGAAAUUUUAUCGCCGUAAUGGUUUUUAUCAUGGCCGAACGAUCACAAACUCGCUGAAGAUGAAGGGUGUUUAACUCGAACGACAAUGGAAAGACAGUCUGAAGUUGGGAUGGCUAGCCACUGUAGUUAAAAGACAGAAAUAUGAACGUCAAAACAGAAGACUUCACGAUCACAAAGAUCGAUUCACUAGAUCAGAACGGCGGGCUUUCCCCUGGAGGAAAAUCUGUUGGGGAUUUCUUGCCAAAACCAGAAAACGAUCAAAGUCAAGCUUCACCGAACAAAGAUCAUUCAACAAGUUCACCUUCCUUAGCCGGUCUUCUACAACGUUUAUUAGGAUGUCUGAAACCUGUGUGGAUGAUUCUUGGUAAGGCUUCAAAAGAGCGGAAAUCAGAUUCGUGGGUGAUUCCAUUUGACGAAAUUUGCGAGCUGGAAUGGUUGGGUUCUGGCGCCCAGGGAGCAGUAUUUUUGGGACGUCAUGCCGGACAACAAGUCGCUGUGAAAAAAGUUCGUCGAGAGGCCGAUACCGACAUUAAGCACCUGAGGAACAUAAAUCACCCGAACAUUGUCAAAUUCAGAGGAAUAUGUAAUCAGGCCCCAGUUCACUGUAUAGUCAUGGAAUUUUGUCCAAAUGGUCAACUGUAUGAGGUUUUACGUAAUGGACGUCAAAUUACACCUUCCUUACUUGUGAAGUGGUCCAAACAAAUUGCGGAUGGAAUGCAUUACCUGCAUGUUCACAAAAUCAUUCAUAGGGAUUUGAAGUCUCCAAAUGUCCUUGUUGGUGCAGAUGACCUGCUCAAAAUAUCUGACUUUGGUACCUGUCAUUCGGUGUUCUUUUGUGGGAAUUACUUACAGGAGAGAUGCCUUACAGGGAUGUGGAUUCCUCUGCCAUAAUCUGGGGUGUCGGCAGCAACAGUUUACAUCUUCCAGUGCCAACCACUUGUCCAGAAGGCUUUAAACUGCUUAUGAAACUUUGUUGGAAUAGCAAACCAAAGAAUCGGCCAUCAUUCCAACAAGUUCUUCUUCAUGUAGACAUUGCAGCUGGGGAUGUGAUCAAAACACCACAGGAAUUUUAUAUGAACCGUCAAAUAACAUGGAGAGGAGAAAUAAAGGAACAGUUUGAAAAGAUGAAGAACAGAAGUAGUGUACACAUGCAGAAUCUUCAACAACUGCAACAACUUGACGAGGAACUCAUAAGGAGAAGGAAGGAAGAACUUCGACAUGCUCAGGAUAUCCGAGUCCAUUACGAGCAGAAGCUGGAGAGAGCUAACAGCCUGUACAAAGAGUUGAACGAAUGCAUGCAACAUCUGGAGGCCCGAGAAAAGGAACUUCUCAGACGCGAGCGUCAAUUUCGAGUUUUAAACGUCAGGAAGAGGCACAUGAAGGCAGAGCUAAAGGGACGCAAUGCUGAUGUGGAGAAAGGAGACCCUCAUCAAUUCGUUGCAAGGAUACCAUCUUCAAGCUGUCCCAACACCUCAAGUAGUUCCAGUAGUCCUACAGAACAAGACUGCUGGCCCAAAGAAGCCGAUAGUGACGAUCAACAGACACAGAGCUACUUUAAGAAGAUCAAAAAAAGUCGCAGUUGUUUAAGCAAAUCAAAGCGUCGCAGAUCGCCUGGGACACCAAGGGCUGUGACCCAAAAUAUCAAAGAAUUCAUGUCCACAGGGGGUCCAAGCAAAGGAAACAAAAAGGGACCUUAUUUUCAGGGUGGUGUAGAAGGCACUUUGUUGGGUAAUACAGAUGAGAGCCCCGGUAGUUGUAGUGACAUUGACAAUAAUCUUGUUACAUUAAGCUACUCUUGUAGUGAUUGCCCCUACACGCCAGGGUCUCCUGUCAUUAAUGUGACGGGACGGACAGUGAAACGGAGAAAAAGAUGGAACUCAAACUCAGAGAGCUCAUCUGAGUGUAAUCAUCUUUCUCCGCGGAAAUGCUCGGCGGAAGAAAUGUCAGACCUUGAGCCAGAGUUUAUUCCUAAACUGACAAACGACUCCGUGGAAUUGACUGAAGAUGACCAGUUUACAAACGUCAUCCUUCAAUUUUCAGAAUCGUUUCUGGACGAAGAGGUGAGUUUGAACUUACUAAAUAUGAUCUUCAGAUCUACGUAGGCUAAGAGAGCUUUCCAGUAACACAGUUCUGCUCGAACUGGGAGAAACAGACUUAAGCCGGUGUUUAUUCGCUUACGUGCAUUUUGUGUGAUGUCGUUGUUUAGAGAUUGGAAGACUUUUUCUUCCCAUGCAUUAUCGUCUAGAAGUUUGGACACUCAAAACGUCCCCAAUUUCUGGGCUUAACUUCAACGCAGGUGGCAAUGGAAGCGCACAUCACUUCGUCAUAGGACGGAACCAGUUUGACCGAACCAUGUAAAACAUGUCAUUUGUCGCGCGCUUGAGAAACAGUAAGGUCACUGAUGAUGAUUGCCUCCCCGAAGAUAGCUAGGGGAGCACUUAAGGCAUGAUGAGGGAAAGCGCCCUCUGGAGACAUCUGGUUUAAUUUCACUGCUGAAGUCGUCUAGCACUAAACCUCUAGGAGACCAAAUCCUUUCAAAGUACUAUCCGGUUUAAGACGACCAAUUGCACAGACUUUAAGGCACUGACCUCAGGGAGUCAUGGUUAGCAAAUUUAGACAGAAAGUUUUUGACUUCAAGGCUUCCGGUCUGAAAACAUUCCUUGUUGGCCAGCGCAAGCCGGAGUAAGAGCCCGCAGGGAAGUGAAGAGCGACCACAACUUCAGUCAUCUUUGUCGCAGCUUUACCACGAUAUCUCUGCGUGAGCCCGUGAAAGUUCGCGACAAGGCAACACGUUUUAAGUUAUUGUCCCUCGUCAGUCCCCUUGUGUUGCCUUGUCGCGGAAUUGCCCAGACUCACGCAGAGCUAAAAGAAAAUGACUGAGGUUUAUAAUUAGUUUUUUAUUUCGACGUAUAUGUAGACCAGUUAUAUGUAGACCGUAUAUGUAGACCAGGCUGGGGCAUAAAGUAUCCUCUCAUACCCUCGUUUCACCAGCGAUCUCUUUCCACUCGACCAGUGCCGCUGUUAAGAUUUCUGUAUUUAGUUGUUCAAAAUUACCUUCAUCUCUGUCUCAUCAGCGUGAAACAAAGACCUGUCCAUUGAGGUCAUUGAUCUUUUAGACUCGUUUAUUUCUUUGCAGUCGUCCACCCAAGAGGAUAACAAAAGGGCAAGCUGUACUGCCGGAGAUAAAACUCUGUCUCUUCCUAACUCAUCUGUGUAAAAUAAUGUAAUUUUACUAGGAAUAGUUAACUUGCUGCUGGGCAGCAAAUUUUGACAGGUAUGACUGGUACCCAGUGUCCAAUAAGGUCAAUUUAAGCGAGAGGGGGCUGAGCUCUAAUGAAAUAUGGACUUUGUAAUUUGAAUUGUAACUGAGCCUUUAGGCAAAUGAGUAGCUGCUGUCGUUUGGCAACAUCGUAGAAUUGAAUAGCAAACAUCGCAGUUUUAUCUUUUUCUAUUAAUCACAAAUGUUAAAAAAUUAAUAUUUUGCUGGCUCCUCGGCCAAUUGCAAGUGUCAGUGAAAUUUGUACUCUAAUUUCAGUUGUUAUUAUUGCUUCAGCUAUUUAUUUAUUAAAUCGAAUCUCAUGUUAAUCCAGCGCUGGUAUUGCACCCCUGUGUAUGACAAUAAAAUUUAUUUUUUUGUAGAU